Messenger RNA from Equus quagga, 2703 nucleotides. It is a transcript of the gene INSIG2, whose product is annotated as insulin induced gene 2. The coding region runs from base 566 to 1243 and encodes 225 amino acids. Gene Ontology annotation, cellular component: endoplasmic reticulum; SREBP-SCAP-Insig complex. NCBI's taxonomy places the organism in Eukaryota, Metazoa, Chordata, Mammalia, Perissodactyla, Equidae. The transcript is spliced from 9 exons. The record is from RefSeq and is a predicted model, not a curated record. Gene Ontology annotation, biological process: cellular response to insulin stimulus; SREBP-SCAP complex retention in endoplasmic reticulum; SREBP signaling pathway.
GUCCACACCUCUACCCAGCCACUAACGCCUCGGCGACCGGAAGCCCUUUUGCCCCCACUCGCUGGCCUACCACGUAGUUUAGAUGGAGACGACGUGGUGACGUGGAGAGACCUCUGCGCACGGAGUCACAGUGCUUGGGCUGGUCAGGGUGCUGCCUGUAGCUGUUGUAAUAGCAGAAGGGGCGUGUUUGCUGUAUCUACUGCAAGUUUGGCAGGUGAAGAGUCAGCUCUUGGUCUAAUAUACUAUGAUUAUCUUGAAGAUUAGUGCUACUAUAUGUCUGGCAUGGAGUAGGCUGUCCCUAGAUGGGUGCUAUAUCAAUAGUCAUGAUGAUGAUGAAGAAGAAUUCUGUAGCUACUGAAGACUUUGCUAAAAGGGACCAGAACACAUGAAAUGCUGACGUGCUGGAUACGACAGCAAGGAGUAGUCUGCAAGACCAGGGUUUCUGGUAGGUCCUGUUUUAGGACGAGAUGCAGUACUGUUGAAACGCCAAUCUGCUUUGAUCCACAGACAGUUGGCUUUUCAGCUGGGAAGCCUUUUUUUGGCAGCUUACUGAACUUAUGAAACAAUGGCAGAAGGAGAGACAGAGUCACCUGGGCCCAAGAAGUGUGGCCCCUAUAUUUCAUCUGUCACUAGCCGGAGUGUGAACUUGAUGAUUCGAGGAGUAGUGCUGUUUUUUAUCGGAGUGUUUCUUGCAUUAGUGUUAAAUUUACUUCAGAUUCAGAGAAAUGUGACGCUCUUUCCACCUGACGUGAUUGCAAGCAUCUUUUCUUCAGCAUGGUGGGUACCACCGUGCUGUGGCACAGCUUCAGCUGUGAUUGGGUUAUUAUACCCCUGCAUUGACAGGCAUCUAGGAGAACCACAUAAAUUUAAAAGAGAGUGGUCCAGUGUAAUGCGGUGUGUAGCCGUCUUUGUUGGUAUAAAUCAUGCCAGCGCUAAAGUGGAUUUUGAUAACAACAUACAGCUGUCUCUCACCCUGGCCGCACUUUCCAUUGGCCUGUGGUGGACUUUUGAUAGAUCUAGAAGUGGUUUUGGCCUUGGAGUAGGAAUUGCUUUCUUGGCAACCUUGGUCACUCAACUGCUGGUCUAUAAUGGUGUUUAUCAAUAUACAUCUCCAGAUUUUCUCUAUGUUCGUUCUUGGUUACCAUGUAUAUUUUUUGCUGGAGGCAUAACAAUGGGAAACAUUGGUCGGCAACUGGCAAUGUAUGAAUGUAAAGUUAUUGCAGAAAAAUGUCAUCAGGAAUGAAGAAGGCAAAAAUAUAUCUUUUGUACAGAAAAACAAGAUGAAAAAGGCAUGUAAAUGAUUUAUACCAACAAAACUUCAGACUGUAAAAUUGCCAGGAUGCAGUUUUCCCUUGAUUGGUGUGUGUGUGAGUAUGUAUGCACAUGUACAUAUACACACGUGCGUAUAUUACUGCAAUCUGUGAUUGCUUCAUCUGUAAACCAGUUACAAACCUUUGUGUAUUUGACUUAAAUAAUUGUAAAAUAUAUAUGCAUUACAUUAAAAAACAUGUUGAUUAAUAGAGGAAAUUUUUAAAUUAAUUUUUUAAACAUACCAUAUAUUGUAUCACAAUGUUGAUCUGCCAAAAUAUUCUGUUGUUGUCAUGCAGAGUAUAAGAAUGCUUUGAACAAUUUAUAAACUUAGUGGAAUAAAAUAAGAGGAAAGCCAAAAAAAAGCAACUGAAAAGCUGGUAUAUUCUCUCUCACUUACUGUUGUGCCUUUUUAUUUUUCUAAUCACAGCAGUGUGAGUUAUGUGUGCCCUAAUGUGUGGUUUAACCAGAAUAAAUAUGUUUUAGAAAUACAAAAUGAUCUUCUGUAGUGCCACAAAGUGUUUAGUGAUAUUAACUGUCUUUUGCAAUACAGUAUUCCACUACUUUUGCACAUGGAACACAUAAGAAACCCCAAACAGAUCAAGAUGAAGUUUCUAAUUCUCUUAGGUUCUGUCAUCUCUUGGGUUCUAUAAAGCAAACCACUUUGGCUGGGCUGGGUCAUGUGACUGGUUGUCAAUGGAAUGCCAUCCAGGGAUGGGUGGGCACAUAAUUUCUUAUGAAUUCGUAUGCCCAUUAAUGAACAGUUCAAGCCUGUUUAAGACUGUAUUGAGAUGGCAUAUUGUACAUUUUAAAGAUCUUGAUAACAGUUUUCUAACAAGUAGAGCCUUUUAAGUAUGGUUUAAACAUAUCCUUAGUUAACUUUUUUCCCAAUUUUUAUUUUUUGAAAUUGAUAGCAAUUGUCUGAUACACAAGGGUGAAAUCUUCUGCUUCCUCUGGGUGUGUGUGCGUGCGCUAUGCUGGACUGAGAGAGAGAGAGAAUGUAUAUGUAUAUAUGUAUGUGCAUGUGUCAGUGCUUUCUUAAUAUGUCAAAUAGAUAUUUUUAAAUUUUUGGUUUUAAAACCAUUGCUGUCAGGCUGAGAUCUCAUAUGCCAAACUUUAAUCUGUUUUUACGUUUUAAGGCUGAAAGUGUGGAAAUUCUGAGAGGAUUUCAUAUUGAAUAUGUGUAUACAAUCUUAACUAUAGUGGUGGUAAACAUUCUACUAUAAUUUAUUAUUCUACCUUCCAGAUAAUGUUAUUCAUAUAGAACAAAUAAGGUAUAUUUUUAGAAUCAACUUUGUAAGCACUAUAAAUCUUUAAGUUAUAAGAUCUAUGAUGUGUUUACUUUGAAAAUUGCUGUUAAAAGCAAGAUGUAUUAAAUAUAUAAUUGUUAUCUUG